GUGGGUGGCAGCAGCAGCAGAGGCGACCUCCAGGCCGCUGCCCGGCCCUCAGGACCCCACAGGUAUGCCUGGUGGGUCUCGGCAGCUCCCAUGGCGUUCCUGUCCCGCUUCUCCAGGAAUGGCACCAGGUCACCCAGCAGGAGCUCUCGGGAGGAGCGCAACCACCACCCCAUCCUCAGCGUCUUUGAGCUGGAGAGGCUGCUGUACACAGGAAAGACAGCCUGUAACCAUGCUGAUGAGGUCUGGCCAGGACUCUACCUGGGCGAUCAAGAUAUAGCGGCCAACCGCCGGGAGCUGGCUCAGCUGCGCAUCACCCACGUCCUCAACGCCUCGCACAGCAGGUGGAGGGGCGGCGCCGAGUACUACGAGGGCACGGGCAUCCGCUACCUGGGCAUCGAGGCCCACGACUCGCCCUCCUUCGACAUGAGCCCCUACUUCUACCCUGCCGCCGACUUCAUCCACCAGGCGCUGAACGAAGGAAGGAUCCUUGUGCACUGUGCUGUCGGGGUGAGCAGGUCGGCCACCUUGGUCCUCGCCUACCUCAUGAUCCGCCACCACAUGCCCCUUGUAGAAGCCAUAAAGACGGUCAAGGACCACCGUGGUAUCAUCCCCAACCGGGGCUUCCUGCGCCAGCUGGUCGCCCUGGACAAUGCCCUGAGGCUGAAGAGGAGUGUGUGAAGGAGGAGAGAGGGUUUGUGUGGUGGGGGCGUUGUGUGUGUGGUGCUGCCGACCCCGAUGCCCGCUGAGUGCCAGCGACAGGGCGUUCCUCACGCCGCAGAUGCUUGGCAGCUAAAGGGUUACCUGUCACUGGCCCCUGGGCCUGCCCCUCAGCAAAGGGGGUCCCCAGACGUGCGAGCUAUUCCCAGUGGUACAGCAUAGGCCCUCAACCUCCAGUGUUGCCACCUAGGUAGGCCUAACUCUAGCCUCCUUCCCAGCCCGCUCGCUCCAAGAUGCCUCUGGAGGGACUCAGCCCUGUGUUUCAGGUUAUUCCCUAUCCCUGUUGGCUCCAGGAAGCCUUCAAGGCUUCUUCUCCCAUGUGGCAGAAGUGUUUGCUAAGCCAGUCCUGUCCCUCCUCCCAGGAGACUGAAGCUCUCUGUGUUCCUUGUCCUGUUUCCCAUUCGUUUUUGGUCUGUGUAGCAAUGUGAAUUAGGUCUGGUGUGUGGGCUCAGGCCUUUUGUCGUAGUGUUUGAUGUCCUCCACGCCUAGUGUUAACCUGACAAAAUAAAGGCAGCACUAAG
Messenger RNA from Merops nubicus (carmine bee-eater), 1238 nucleotides. It is a transcript of the gene DUSP26, whose product is annotated as dual specificity phosphatase 26 (putative). The record is from RefSeq and is a predicted model, not a curated record. Gene Ontology annotation, molecular function: protein tyrosine/serine/threonine phosphatase activity; MAP kinase phosphatase activity. Gene Ontology annotation, cellular component: cytoplasm. The coding region runs from base 91 to 678 and encodes 195 amino acids. Gene Ontology annotation, biological process: protein dephosphorylation; negative regulation of MAPK cascade. Lineage: Eukaryota; Metazoa; Chordata; Aves; Coraciiformes; Meropidae. The transcript is spliced from 3 exons.